UUGGAGUCAGGGGCGGAGCUAGGGCUCCCUCGGGGCGGAGCCAUUGGCCGCGCCCACCGCCACCCGGCAGUAGUUGUGGAGGUCAGCCCCGCCCGCUUCCUCUUUCCUUCGGCCUCUUUCCAUCGGCGCGGCGGCUGAUUGUGUAGACAUGGCCAAAAUUAAGGCUCGAGACCUUCGCGGCAAGAAGAAGGAGGAGCUGCUUAAACAGCUGGAAGACCUGAAGGUGGAAUUGUCCCAGCUGCGCGUCGCCAAAGUGACAGGCGGGGCGGCCUCCAAACUCUCCAAGAUCCGGGUUGUUCGUAAAUCCAUCGCCCGCGUUCUCACCGUCAUCAACCAGACUCAGAAAGAAAACCUCAGGAAAUUCUACAAGGGUAAGAAGUAUAAGCCCCUGGAUCUGCGGCCCAAGAAGACACGUGCCAUGCGCCGCCGGCUAAACAAGCACGAGGAAAACCUGAAGACCAAGAAGCAGCAGCGGAAGGAGCGGCUGUACCCACUGCGGAAGUAUGCGGUCAAGGCCUGAGCACCGGCAUCAAUAAAACACAAACAAACUGGC
Molecule: messenger RNA, 553 nt
Organism: Felis catus (domestic cat)
Lineage: Eukaryota; Metazoa; Chordata; Mammalia; Carnivora; Felidae
Gene: RPL35
Product: ribosomal protein L35
Exons: 4
Coding region: 149-520 (123 amino acids)
Biological process (GO): translation; maturation of LSU-rRNA from tricistronic rRNA transcript (SSU-rRNA, 5.8S rRNA, LSU-rRNA)
Cellular component (GO): ribosome; cytosolic large ribosomal subunit
Molecular function (GO): mRNA binding; structural constituent of ribosome
Source: RefSeq, a predicted model, not a curated record